Messenger RNA from Rhizophagus irregularis DAOM 181602=DAOM 197198, 785 nucleotides. RefSeq lists its product as uncharacterized. Lineage: Eukaryota; Fungi; Glomeromycota; Glomeromycetes; Glomerales; Glomeraceae. The record is from RefSeq and is a predicted model, not a curated record.
AUUACAGUAUAUGUAUAUAAAAUAUUGUAUAAUAUAUAUAUAUGUAUGGAAUUUUCCUUUUAAAAGAUUUAAUUUAAUUUAUUGGGUAAUAUUUUAAUAUCCCCUCAGAUAAUACAAAUAUCUGAGGAUGAACAAACAACUUGAAAUUCCAUAAUGUAUAAACCUUUCUUUUUUUGCCGAACACCUCGAACACCUUUUUUUCUACUAUAAAAUGGUCCAAAAUUUCUUUCUCCCCACCAAAAUAAAAAAAUAAAAAAAUAGGUUCCGAUUUGUCAAAAACUUUUCAAUAUUAUUCUAAAUUCAUAAAUCUCGUUCAAAAUUCAACCAUGAAUCACAAUACUUUACAAAAUAAUCAAAAUAAUUCCACUUUUACUGAAUUCAGUAAUUUGCAGUCUACUGUUAUUCAACCGAUUCAACCAGUACAUUCCUUGAAUAUUAAUUAUAAUGAUGUGAAUGUCAACUCUUCUGACAAUAAUUUCCCAACAUAUUAUACAAACACCCAUUAUUUAGAUCAACAACCCACUUCUAACGAAAAUAUCUCAACUCCAAUUGCCUCCUCGUAUGCUCCGCAGUAUGUUGGACCGCAGCAGACUACUGAAAAUACUCUUCCACUUAAUUUAUUUAACAUGACCAAUGUUAAUCCUUCUCAAUCCCAAAUCCUUAGUUUUGAUAUUCCCGGAUUUAAAAUUAUCGUCAUACCCACUUCUUCUCAACAACAAGAUAACACCUACUUGAAUCAUUCUUCAGAUAUCUCAGAUACUCAAUUCACCCAAUUCCAACAAUAA